AGCCGCCGCUCCGCUCCGCUUCUCUUCUCCAGCUCGCGGAAGCUCCGCGCCAGUCAGCGCGGCUUCUAAAUCCCUUGUGCUCCCCGGGCGAAGAGACGGUGGGCGCGCGCGCGCGCACUCGCGGGAAGAAAAGCCUCUCCCGUCGUCUCCUCGCGCAGACCUGUUCCCCCGCUCGGGGUUCCUCAUCCAAGGCGGGAAAUGGCUUCGUUUAAGAGCCUUCCCGGUCGAUCCUCUCCUCCUCCUCCUUUUCUAGUCCAUCGCCUUAACCACUCGGCCACGACUUUCCUUUCUCGCUAGCCAACCCCUUUUGCCUCGGGUCUUGUGUGCAAUGGGGAAAGGGCUCCGAGCUGUGUUUAGGUUGAACAAGGCAGGCCAACCUCAAGCGGUGUGAGCUACGUUUGACAUGCGCUGCCUGACUGAGGAACUACUGCAUUAGUUGUCUGAAGGAGCACUGCCUUGGCAAUUCAAAAGGGUAGCCCUUGACUCCAAGCUUUCUAUCAGCAGCACUGGAUGAGAAUUCAACAACUUCCUAGAGUGCACUAACGUGGCCAGCAAUAAUGGAUUUUGUGAUGAAACAAGCCUUAGGGGGGGCCACGAAGGACAUGGGUAAAAUGUUGGGAGGAGAAGAGGAAAAAGACCCUGAUGCCCAGAAGAAGGAAGAAGAACGACAAGAAGCCUUACGCCAGCAAGAGGAAGAACGCAAGGCAAAGCAUGCCCGCAUGGAAGCUGAACGGGAAAAGGUUCGGCAGCAAAUCCGUGAUAAGUAUGGCCUGAAGAAGAAAGAGGAGAAAGAGGCAGAGGAGAAGGCAGCCCUGGAACAGCCCUGUGAGGGGAGCCUGACACGACCCAAGAAAGCCAUCCCAGCCGGCUGUGGAGAUGAUGACGAUGAGGAUGAGGAGAGCAUCCUGGAUACGGUGCUCAAGUAUCUGCCAGGUCCAUUGCAGGACAUGUUCAAGAAGUAGCCGCCAUAUCAGCCCAAGUCCCACCCAGAGUUUCCUGGUGUUGCCAAUUCAACACUCGAUUGAAGCUUUUGGGUGGCGAAGGGACUUUCUUUUGGGGUUUCAUGGGGGCAUUUUCCUUUCCAGUUUUUGUUUCAAGGGGAGACUUCAUA
This is a messenger RNA of Ahaetulla prasina, 1111 nucleotides long. RefSeq names its product complexin 2 (gene CPLX2). Gene Ontology annotation, biological process: regulation of neurotransmitter secretion; synaptic vesicle exocytosis; neurotransmitter transport. Lineage: Eukaryota; Metazoa; Chordata; Lepidosauria; Squamata; Colubridae. The coding region runs from base 558 to 962 and encodes 134 amino acids. Gene Ontology annotation, cellular component: terminal bouton; SNARE complex. The transcript is spliced from 5 exons. Gene Ontology annotation, molecular function: syntaxin binding. The record is from RefSeq and is a predicted model, not a curated record.